Mucor mucedo is the source of this 1809-nucleotide messenger RNA. Its product is annotated as autophagy-related protein 22-like protein. The transcript is spliced from 6 exons. The record is from RefSeq and is a predicted model, not a curated record. Lineage: Eukaryota; Fungi; Mucoromycota; Mucoromycetes; Mucorales; Mucoraceae. Gene Ontology annotation, biological process: amino acid transmembrane export from vacuole. Gene Ontology annotation, molecular function: transmembrane transporter activity. Bases 1 to 1809 code for a protein of 602 amino acids.
AUGUAUUUACGGACAUCAGACCGUGAAAAAAAUGAUUCAGAUAUGGUAGUCGAAGGAUCAAAGAUCUGUAAAACAGUAAAAAUAUUUAGAAUGAAUUUAAAAGAAGGCUUUUUCGCUUCCCCCUUUAAUAGUUCGGAUGAUGAAAUAGAUCCAAAUACUGAUGAAGGACAGGAAGUUCUCUCUCAACCUGCUGCCACUAAGUGGGAAUUAUGGGGUUAUUAUCUUUAUUAUAAUGGUGAUAAUGGUUACACCAUGAACAGCUAUAUGUUGAAUAUUUUACAGUAUCUUGCCUAUAAUGGUGGGUUCUACCCUGAUACACCUAAUGUUAAGGGUUGUGAUAUUCACGAUAGCGAUAGGAAUUGCUACGUCCUUUGGUCGGGUACUAAGGGUAUACCGGUACCUUCCAUGAUGCUUUAUGUUCAGGCCAUUUCAUUUUCUAUCCAAUUCGUUCUUUUCACUACAUUUGGCAGUCUUGCUGAUUAUGGCAAAUGGAACAGAUACAUUUUAUUAGUGGCUACAGUCAUAGGCUGUGUCACUCAAAUUGUUCCCGUUGCUUUUUACAAAGAUGAUGGAUCCAGUUGGAACGCUAUGCUGGCUAUUAUGAUUAUUGCCUUGAUUUCUUAUGGAACGUCUCUUGUAUUUUACGGUGCUGCUUUCCCCACCCUAAGGUUUAAAAUCUGGAAAGAAAAAGUAUCAGUUAUUGAUGUAACACAAGCUAAUUUUCUGUUUAGUGAUAACUUACCUAUCGUCCGUAAAGCCCGUGGCGAUCCUAGCUUAUCAAAAAACGAAAAAUCUGUUGUUAUCGAGAAAUGGAGAAAUCACGUAUCUGCUAUCUCUACAGUAUUUUCAAAUAUCGGUUUUUUAAUCAUGACAGGUAUUUUAUCUGGAAUAUCGUUUCUUCCUUGGAAAAAUUAUAAUUUUUAUAACGAUGAUGAACAUGUAUUGGGUAAUGUUCCUCUAUUCAAUUUUAUUUCCACUGCUGUGUGUGGUGUAUUUUGGGUUAUUAAUGCGAUACCUUACUUCGUGGCUGUACCAUCCAAAAGACAAGGUCCACCCCUCCCUAGCAAUGCCAAUCAUUUUACAAUUGGUUGGAAAUCAAUUUUCGUUGCUGUAAAAGAAGCCCGCAAGUUAAAAUACUUGUUUAUGUAUAUAAUUUCUUACUUCAUGUUCGCCGAUGCUAUUUCAACUACUAACCAAAUGAUUGGUAUAACCCAAGCUCAAAUCACAGACUUUAAUGCUCAGCAGAUCACCAUUCUUAAUUUGGCUUCUGCUGUCACAUCUAUUAUCGGUUGUUUAUUCUUCCUCUGGUUGUCUAAACGCUUUGGUGUCAAAACAAAAACAAACUUGCUUAUUAUUGUUGGUCUUUCUGGUGUGGUUGCACUUUGGGGAUGUUUUGGUAUUCGAUUUAACAAUUUUGGUAUCAAGACCACUUGGGAAUUGUGGGUGUUCUAUGUCUGGACCGGUUUAUUUUCUGCUCCUAUCUGGGCAUGGCAAAACACCAUGUUAGCGGAACUCAUACCUCGAGGUAAGGAAAAUUUGUUCUUUGGUCUCUUCGGUGUAAUCAAUAAAGCAUCUUCUUGGAUUGGUCCUGUCAUUAUUGGUGCAAUUACCCAGUAUACUGACAACCUUUGGAAAGGAUGGCCUUUUGUCCUUGCUUUGUUUGUUGUAUCGCUCGUAAUCAUUUGGUUUAUUGAUGUCGAUAAGGCCAAGCUUGAUAUCGAAAAGUAUUUAGGUCAAGAGGAGAUUGACCAUGUUGAUUAUGAUAAUAGUUCGCCACCAGUUUAUAUUGAAGAAAAAACCAGUGUCUAG